Molecule: messenger RNA, 4515 nt
Organism: Hypoxylon trugodes
Lineage: Eukaryota; Fungi; Ascomycota; Sordariomycetes; Xylariales; Hypoxylaceae
Exons: 2
Coding region: 426-4367 (1313 amino acids)
Molecular function (GO): lipid binding
Source: RefSeq, a predicted model, not a curated record
GACGAUGACCUCAUCUCGCUGCACGAUCCAACCCUCGAACGUUGCAUAUAUGUGUACGUACUAAGAAUGUACUACGAAUACAUCCAAUCGACCAAUGCAUUUUUACGUCUUCGUAUGGUGAUGAUGCAAGUCAGAAACAUGUUUCCUCGUCUUUUUCCUUUGUGUGCUACCAUGCACUUACGUCCUAACAUCAUUAGGUCUCACAUUGGAAGCUCGAAUGCUCCCCUCUUAACUAUUUCUUAUGAAUGUAUUCUGACACGUGUAGUGAUUCCCUACCUAUUAAUCUAUUACAUUCCUACUCACUCAUGUACCUAACUAAGACAGCAACCAAAUUGAUACUUGCUAUUUUAUAAAAACCUCGAUGCUACGGCACGACUCUGCCUAAUCCCUAGGUGCUUAGCUGACCGCCUAGCGAAUAAGAAAUCAUGGCAAACCAAACAGACUUCGAGCAGGAUGCGUCGGGAAGAGAAUAUGGCAAACCUCAUAAUGCGAAACAUCCUAUUCCUACCAUACAAGGCUACCGACAGCAUAGAAAGGAACUAGCUGGUCAGGUAGAAGAUGAAGAGGAGGCACAGCAAGGUCCAGAGGAUGCCUCAAAGCCCAAGCGAGCGUUCGAGUCCGCCAAAGCUGUCAUACAAGGCGAAGAUGUCCCGAAAUCCCGACAUGACCCAUACCCUUCCACGAACCGUAACUAUGCCGACCAUCCAGACUAUACCCCUCAAGAGCAAGGAGGCGAUAAUGAGAAGCCCCUGGAAGAUGGCAAAGAUGAGGAUGGAAAACCAAAAGAGUCGGGCGAACGUCAAGGAGAUGGUGGCAAAAAGAAGGGUGAACAAGAUAAAUCAGCAACUGAAGCCGUCGCAAGCGCAGUUGAUCCAAAAGAAAAGCGCAAGGCGAUGAAGAAAACGAAAAGGCAUGGUGGAGGACGCGAAGUCACCGAUCCGGUCACUCAUCUGCCUAUCGUCAUACAUGACCAAACGGAGAAAGACCUAAGUUCAGCCCAUCAGAACCAGCCUGAGCCAGGGCUACAUCACCACACUGCCACCGGCCCCCAAGGUGCUUCAAAAUCGGAUGAAGAGUUGGCGACCGAGCAGGAGAAAUUACAGCGGACGUACAACGGGAUGCAGAGGAUAUUCCCGCCCCCAAAUUUCGAGCAUACGAAACAAGCAUUGGCUGCUGUCUACCAGCAGACGGUAUCUGCCGGCCUGGCCGUGAUCGUUUCCUUAGCCGCCGUUUUAUUACUUGCUCCGACUCUUCUGAUUGGCUGGGGUUGGUCUAUGUUUGCUAGCACAACACUGUUCGCCAUUCUGGGAGCUCUGACUGUCGUCGGCAUGGGGGAGUGGAUAGAUAAGAAAACUAGUGAGGUAUUCGAGGAUGAAACUUGGAAUGCUGCUAGGAGAGAAGAACAAGCCAUCUUAAGCAACGACGAGGAGUUACCGGAGUCGGUUCAAUGGCUUAACAGUCUGUUCUCCGCAGUAUGGCCACUCAUCAACCCAGACUUGUUCGCUUCUUUGGUGGACCAAAUUGAAGAUGUCAUGCAAGCUUCCUUGCCCAAGGUUAUCAAGAUGGUCAGCGUAGAUGAUAUGGGGCAAGGGAGUGAAGCAAUACGUAUACUCGGAAUACGAUGGUUACCGACCGGUGCGGCUAGUCAAACUGUUGGAUCCGAUGGGCAACUCCGUCACGACGACAAAGGUACUGGGAGCGACCGAACAGAUCCCGGAAACCCCCAGGGAAGCGCUGAUAGUCAGGAAACAAAUGUUGAAGAAACGUCGGAACAGGAUAAUGCGAAGGGCAAGGACCCAAAGCAAGAAGAACAAGAGCAAGUAGCAAUAAAGGAAGGCAUGGAGGCCGAGGAAGGCGACUUUGUGAAUUUGGAGCUUGCACUCGCCUACCGAAGUCGGUCAUCCGGCAAGUCGUUGAAGGCAAAAGCUAAGAACGCCCAUCUAUAUCUAAAAUUCUACCUCCCUGGAGCAGUGGCCAUUCCCGUGUGGGUUGAACUUCGGGGGCUUAUCCUGACUUUGCGAUUACGACUCCAGCUUACUCCGGAUCCGCCCUUCAUAUCACUGUGUACUAUGACGUUUCUUGGACAACCGAAGGCUAGUAUCUCAUGUACACCCCUUUCAAAGCAUGCCUUCAGUCUUACCGACGUUCCAUUGAUAUCGUCCUUCGUAAACUCCGCAAUUGACGCGGCCCUUGCGGAAUACGUAGCGCCCAAGAGCUUAACCCUUAACUUAAAGGAUAUGCUUGUGGGAGAAGACUACAAAAAGGAUACGACAAGCCUGGGUGUGGUUUGGGUUUUCAUCAAACAGGCACGUGGUUUCAAACAAGGGGAUGGUGGAAUUGGUCCUAUGCAGGGCUCAAGUGAUUCAUAUGUUACUGUAUCUUGGGGCAAAUUUGGCAAGCCGGUUGCUUCGACGCGCAUUAUUACAAAUGACAACGAUCCAAAUUGGCACGAGUGGGCCAGUAUUCUAGUGACCCCUGAGGAGGUGAACGCGGAAGAAAAGCUGCGACUUCAACUCUGGGACUCGGAUAAAUGGUCAGCAGACGAUGAUUUGGGUCGUGUGGAGAUAGAUCUAAAAUUACUCAUGAAGAAUCCGAACAAGUUUCAUGACCGCGAGGAUCGAUUUUGUGGCCAGGAUCCGGAUGAGACAAUGCCAGGGUCAUUGGCUUGGUCUGUUGGUUACUUCUCAAAGAUGAGAAUCACCUCAAAGGAGCUAGAACAACAAACCGUCGACGAACAGAUACGAACUCACGACCAACUUAAACAACAUGUUUCAGAGUUGUCCAAUCAUAAACUUAGGGAAGCUGGCAAGCCUUCCGAUGAUGAUGAAUUAAAGCAACAAAAAGCCCAGGACUAUAGAGAACUCGAAGAGGCCAUGAUCAUCUCAGCCCCGCCCUCCACCGAUUUCGUAUCGGGUAUUCUUAGCGUGCAAAUCCAUAACAUUACUGGUCUCGAGGUACAGAAGCUCCAGAAGCAAGAUAAGGGAGACGGCGGCGACAAUGAGGACGAGGCUGAACAACACGACGAUAUGCCUGACAGCUACUGUACCGUCAUCUUAAAUCACAAGAAGAUCUACAGAACACGCACCAAGCCGAAAAAUUCCAAGCCAUUUUUCAACGCUGGCACCGAAAGAUUUGUGCGAGACUGGCGAGAUACCGAGAUCAUCAUCAGUGUACGUGACUCACGGGAAAGAGAGGAUGACCCCUUAAUAGGGAUUGUUUACCUUCCUCUUGCGAAAGUAUUCGCGAAAAGGAGUCAAGUGAUGGAAAACUACCCUUUGGUCGGAGGCAUUGGGUUUGGCAGGGCCCGUAUCAGUAUGGUCUGGCGGAGUGUGGAGGUCAAACUCCCUCCGAAUCUCAGGGGAUGGGAUUAUGGGACUUUAGAGAUCCGUGGACCCAUCAAAGCGAAAAGAGACUUGCCGAAGUCUUUGAUAGAGCAUCGGAUUAAGAUACGAACCAAUUUGGGACUAGCUAAAAUGUAUCCCGAAAAUGGACAAUGGGUAUCUAAGAAUAAGAAGGAACAGGGGGCUGUGUUCCUGGCGGUGCGUAAGCGAUAUGCAUCGGCCGCAAUAAUCGAGUUCCGGGAAUCUAUGCUAGGUCCUGAUAAAACUGCUGCCUUCGCGGUCCUAUGGCUGCACGAACUCGCUGACGAACAAAACGACACAAAAACGUUGAGGGUGUGGAAGGGGUCGAAGGAUGGCCUCCGAAAAGCUCAAUCGUGCUGCGACUACGAUGGAAUGGGUGAAGAUGAACAGCCCUUGGGCGAAGUUGAGUUGGAUUUGAGAUUUUGGCGUGGUCUAUCUGGUUACCAUAAGGGUUAUGCUUCUCAGGCUAAAAAUACUGACCUGCGGGAUGUUAUGGAAUGCUUAGAUACCAUAACAGACGAGAAUCUAGACGGCGACGAGGACGAAUCUGGCAGCGAAGCCGACGCGACAGAUAACGAAGAUUCCGAAGACGAGACCCGAAAGAAACUCCGCGUCCAUACCAACGACGACUCAUCAGCCAGCUCCUCCGACGAGGACGAAGGCGAAGGGACGGGUUCUUCGAGCUCGUCGAACUUAUCUUUAUCACAUUUCAAGAAAGUCAAGAAUAUGCUCCGUAAUCCCGUGGAUGGGGUGGGAGAGGCGGCUACAUCGGUGCUUGCACCGGGACACAAUGACCCUGACGAUGGAUCCCGAGGUGUGCGGAAUCAACUCCGUGAUUAUCAGGACCAUCAUAAACAAUUGCAUCGCAAACAUCGCGGCAUCAUGCAAUGGCGUCCCGCGAGGGAGGCGAACCAUAUUGGGGGCAAACUGAGCAGAUUGAAAGGUAAUAUUAGUGGGAUAUUUCAGCAUGGGGAGAAGGAUGCUGGUGCCGAGACUGAGGUGUAAAGUGAGAUAACGGGUUUCCUUAAAGAGGACCAUAUGCCUGCAUUAGAUACGUCACCUCACUUAUGAAGUACAUACAUACUUGAAGGAAUAGUAUCGAACGCUGUCAAGACAAGGGUAGCUUACUGCCGGUAUAUCUAAUUACAUAAUA